This is a messenger RNA of Peniophora sp. CBMAI 1063, 3978 nucleotides long. The record is from the annotation of a GenBank genome assembly. Lineage: Eukaryota; Fungi; Basidiomycota; Agaricomycetes; Russulales; Peniophoraceae.
AUGGCCGCAGCAUCAGCCUCGUCCGGUACUGAGAACUGGGACGACGACUUUGUGUUUGGCAACGGCUCGUCUCCGAAAGCCCAGGCCAAGGCAAGAACAUCUACGACUAGCACACCCUCACGACGCGUGGCCGAGCCCGCAGACAACGAGAACACCGUGCGCGCCUCGCCGCGUCGCCAACACCCGCCCACGCUCGCCACCUGGGCCGAGCCCGGGCCGUCCACGCCGCCCAAGCAACGACACGCUCCUACGCCCGUGAAACAGGAAGAGAACUGGGAUGACGACUUUGAGGAUCACGACGAUAAUGUCGAGUCGCCCGUGUCGCCAUCGAGCGCGCGCCCCAAGCCUGUCGCGGAGCCGGAGAACUGGGACGACGAUUUCGAGGAGCAGCCUGCGCAUCACGCUCACGUGGGCGACUGGGACAGCUCUGACGAGGAGGACAAUUUCGCGGACCAGGAGGAUCGGACGGUGACGGCGCGCAAUCGACGGGCGCUCAUGCCCAAGAACACGCAUCACUCGCCCCCGCCGCCUCUCCCGCCCCUGCCGCCCUUGCCUCCAUCUCAGAUCCCGGGAUCUCCCGCCUUCUCCACAUUCUCCAUGCCCGCAUCCAGCCAUCGAGACUCGAUCGGCUACGCGUCGCUGUCCCACGUGCCUCUCAGGGCUGGUAGCACAUCGGCGCUUGCCAUGCUGCCGCCCAGCCCACCCGUACAGCGCGAACGACGCAGGCUGAGGAAGAAGUCGCGGCCUACGGAUAACAACGUGUUUGAGCUGCUCGAGCGCACUCAGGACAUUCCAGAGGAUAUUCCCUCUCCGCCUCGACCAUCGCCACCCGACCUCCCUCCAGCUUUGCCGCCCCAACCACCAGAACAAACUCCAGCCAAACCCGCACUUCUGACACGAGGCAUAGGCUCUGUCAAGAAAUGGGGAGCGCGCCGAAAGAGGAUGAGCACGGGUCCCUCAGAUGUCAUCGAGAACGAGGCCACGCCACGCGCGAGCACGUCGCAGCAGCACCAGCAGCGAUCUGCGCAUUCUUCCCCAUCUUCGCGCCAAACAUCCGGCUCGUCCUCCGGCUGGUUUUUUCGAAAUUCUGGCGGGCAACAACACGGAGCUGAGCACGCGUCGGGCUCCCCGCCAGCUGCCGACGCAUCCUCUCCCUCGCUCAAGCGCCAGCGUAGCGUGGCGUUCGCAGGGGCGAAUCAGCUGCAGGAUAGUCCGACGAAGAAGGGCAAGAGGGCUGGGCAAGCGGCUGUUCUUGGUCGACGACCAGUCACUCCUGCGUCUUCGGAGGGCGAGUUGCCACCUAGUCCUGCUAGAAGAGGCCAACGGCCUGCUAGCAUGCACAUGCCGCCCUCGCAGCAGAGCGGCAAACCACCGUUCCCGCGGCAGACGAGCCACGGUGCAUAUGCUCUUGGUCGCACGUCCUCACGCUCAACGUUCAGUGCAAGCACGGACGACGUACACUCUCCCGUACUCGACGAAGGCUCGAGCGGUGGCCCGAUCAUUAGGGGUAUCAGACGGAUAUCGCUGGUCGGGAGGCAUAAGCGGAACAAGAGUGCCAGCGGGAGCACGGCUAUGAACGAGGCGCCACCUCUGCCCAAUCCUAUGCCACAGCUACCCGUACCGCAGACGCCAGGCGCGCAAAGCGAGCUGUUGCCGCCUAUCGAACUACAACCACCCUCACCGCCGCGCGUGGGCGGUAUGAGGAACCGCGAGGCUUCGGAGAGCACGGUCGGCUCGACGGAUACGAACGAUACUAUCGAGUCACUUCUUCUACGACCUUCUCAAGAAGCCGCGCGCUCAGCGCCACAUCUGCCUACGCCUCAGUCCUCGCCGGGUCGUACCGUGACGCCACGAGCUAGUCCUACGAAGAUGCUCCUCUCGUCCAUCGCUGGAGGUUCUCCGCAGAGCGCGAGUCUAGGUCGUGCGACGCAGCCACCUGUGAUCGGCGUUGAGGUCCUAAGCAACGAGAAGGACAAGGUACCCCGACGCAAUUCAUUGGGCGAUCUCAAGAUUCCGAGCAGGAUCUCGGCGGCGCAAGUCGGGCUCAAGCAGAAUAUGACCAUGGUCAGGGAAUUCUCGACGAGCGUCGAACGCCUCAAAGGCCUCCUCGCGUCCUACGCGUCUCUUACAUCCGACGCCGACGCCGCCGUAUCCCAGAUCGAAGCUGCAUCAGCUUCGGCGCGGCCGCCCUCACGCGCAAUGUCUCCGCCCGCGAUAUUCAAGUCGAGCAAAUCCAAAGCCCGCACGCGAUCCAAUACAAACCCGGAUCCCUCCGCCGACCCGUUCGUGUUGGCGUACUACCGUCUUGAUGCGCAAUAUCGCCUCACAUGGGAGUGUGCGGAACUGCUCGUCGAGCUCGGCACAGGGUCGGGGAACGCCGGUACUGGGGGCGGACAGGAGAGGCCGGGAAGUAUGCUUGAGAGGAGCGGCACGACGGGCACGACGUCGCGCAAGAACCGCGAACGAGCUGUGACGCUCGCUGGCGACGAACCCGGUCCUCCGCCUCUACCUGCGACCGCACUGGGCUGGCGCGCGUCCACGGGCCGCUCGGAUCUCAGCCAACGCCAGCUCUCGCUCCUGAAAGAGAUGCUCAAUAAAGACUCGGAAGGCUCGUCGCCGCCGAGUCUGAUGAACCUCCCCGAAGAACUCGUCAAGAUGCAGGGCGGGAGCAGUCAUCUGAAUAGGAGCUGGAGGUGGGGAGAGGGCAUGAGCUCUACCGUCACGCUCCCGAGCGAGGAGAGCGGCGCGAGCGGGAGCGGGUCGAAUGGGCAGGGGCAGGGCCCGAGUCGGUUGAGCCAGAAGACGCCGACGAAGAAGCCGAGUAGAUUGGGGAUGAGGGGGUUGAGGGAUAUGCUCAAGUCCCUCACGUCUUCGAACAACAACAACUCGAACUCAAACUCAAACCACUCGCAAUCGAUGCAUUCGGGCAGCCCUCGCUUUGCGACGAUGAGCGCGAGUGUUAGUACGGAGAGUUCGCUCAAUCUGCACCUGGCGCAUCUGAACCAGCAGGGUCUUCCGCGCCCGCCCUCGAGACAGGACUCUGGGCAUGAUACGAACGCAGCGCAGAGGAGACGGGCGAAGACCAGCGCAGGUCCGAGCUCAUCUACGUCUUCCAUCCGUGCCGCAUCGCCGCCCAUGCCUAUCCCCACACCCAAAUCCGGCUCGCAGUCCUUCGCGCACAAGUCCCCUCGCCGGCCCUCCAUCGCUUCGAUCUUCCGCUUCGCGCACAAGGACAAAGAUAAAGACAAAAGCAAUCGUGCUUCGCCCAGUCAUGAUUCCGGCGCGCUACCUCAGGCUGGGACGAGCUCGGGCGAUAACAGUGAGGAAGACUGGGACAGGCUGGACGAGUACGAUAUCGACAUGAGCAGUACAGUGCGCGGUCGGAAGGAGAGGGCGAAGAGUCCGUUCCAGCCUCCGCCGCUCCCGCCACAACCCGUGACGCCACGCAAGACGGGCUCGAGAUCCAGUCUGAGCUUGCCGCUGUUCAAUAACAACGACUCGCAGAUCAGUCUCGGGCCGGGUCCUUCGUCCGCUACUAUACAGCCUCCCGCACCUGCACCGGCUCCGAUUCUUGUGGCGAGUGCUCUGCCGCCACAUGCUCUGGCGUUCACCCGCCCGACGCGCCUCAGUAACGUCGAAGAGACGGCUGAGCACUCUGGCGCCGAAGCUCCCCCUGCACGUCCCAUGGUCCCCGCCUCCGUCAGACGCGGCUCCCAACGGUCUAAGACAAAGAAACGAACAUCCCAGUCGCCGCAUCGACCGCUCACGGGCUCUGCUUCUACCAGUCGAAGCGGCUCCGUACGCGGCGGGAACCCGACGAUGGGGAUGACGCCGGCUGCGCUUGCGCUUGCGCCGGAGAAUAUUAGGCCGUUGGUGGAGAGCGCUAGGGAGGUGCUUGGGAAGUGCAGUACGUGUGUCGAGGAGCUGAGGAUGUUGCUUGAUGGGAGACCGGGGGUCGUUGCGCAGGUGCGGGUGUAG